AUGAGAGGCGGCUUGUUUAUCAAAGAGUGGAUUGGAGAGAGAGCAGCGGUCGAUAUUUAUCUUCUUUCUGUUGACUAUCCUACAGGCUAAGAGUCAUGAUUAUCAAAUCUUGUUGGGCUCCCUGGAUGUUCUAUGACAACACCAGACAGGGGAGCCAUGCAGUUGCUGCAUACACUGUGGUUAUGAGCAUUGUGGCCAUCAUCUUCUUCACGUAUCAAAUAGCUGGCGGAGACUCGUCACAAUUUUACCUUCCGCUGUUCGAGAGCAACAAGGGUUCAUCAACCACCACGUGGGGCCUGCUGCUGGUGCUGCUGUACGUCAUCUUCGCGGCGCUUUCCAUCCUGAUGUCGUCCGGUGUGAAGCGCGAGCUGCGCUUCAUGGUGCUGCCCUGGAUCAUCUAUAACUUCCUGUACCUGCUGCUGCUGCUGGUGUAUGGCACCUGGCUCGUCUACACCUACUACUCUCUGCUGUGGUCAGUGAUGGCCUGCAUGAUCAUCUACCUGCUGGCGGCGCUCCACUUCUACCUGCACCUGUGCGUGUACUCGCAGUACCAGCUCAUCAAGUUCAGCCAGAUGCCAAUCAUCGAGGUGUACUACCCGCAGCUGUGAGCGGCGAGCGGCGCCCGCGGCGCCCCAGGUCGGGUCAGGCCCGCCACUUCGUCCGUCCCAUCGCCCUGUUGUGAUUCGCUGUCAUUGUCUGGUGGUCGACCGCGCUGAGAAGCUCGCAGCGGCACUCCGUCCGCCCCGCGUGCGCGGAGGGCGACCCCAUCCGUCCAGAGACUUCUUUUGGUGUUUUAACCGGGUGUUCCCGUGUCAUUUGGGUUUGUUUUCCGUGCCCUUUGUAUUCCAUGUCGGGAUCAUUCCUGCUAAUUCGCGGAAGGCUGUUGCCAAUUUGUUCGAGAUGUUGUAGACAUGUUUUAGGAAUGGAUGACUCAUAAUCGACCUGUAGAUAGGUUGCCUUCCCGGCGUUCGCGGUCUCACUGCACGAGUGACUGAUGAAUACAUGAGCCAUUGUACGCGCGCAAAGUUGGUACACCCCUGUUCUUUACAGCUGCCCAGUAUCAGCUGCUUUUGGUUGUACAUUUCUACCCGAAUCUCAUGCGGAGUCUCCACAUGUGUCGAGUGUCUACAUGUGUUGAGUCUCUACGUCUUUGCUGUGCUGAAGUUGUCUUCAGCAUGCGGCAGUUCGUAAUAAAUCAUCAUACCACA
Pollicipes pollicipes is the source of this 1208-nucleotide messenger RNA. RefSeq lists its product as uncharacterized. NCBI's taxonomy places the organism in Eukaryota, Metazoa, Arthropoda, Thecostraca, Pollicipedomorpha, Pollicipedidae. Gene Ontology annotation, biological process: septate junction assembly; regulation of tube length, open tracheal system; establishment of glial blood-brain barrier. The coding region runs from base 96 to 608 and encodes 170 amino acids. The transcript has 5 exons. Gene Ontology annotation, cellular component: plasma membrane. The record is from RefSeq and is a predicted model, not a curated record.